AUGGAGGAGCUGAAAACUCAGCAGCAGCAUCAGCAGCAGCAGCAGCAUCAGCAGCAGCAUCAGCAGCAGCUUGACACAACAGAGAAACCUGGUGUACCGAACAUCACUUUCUCGAGCUCCAUGUCAGACUACAUACUGAGGGACGAGAAUGGCAUAUCAUUGAACACUUCCAAGUUGAAGGAGAUGGACAUGAAGUUCGAAGAAAGGGAGAGGGAGUUGUUCUCCGAAGCAGAGCAGUACGAGAACCCAGCACAGAAGGAGGGAGAUUUGACGAGAGAAGAGAUCUUGGAAUACGUCGAGAACAGCCUUCCUCCCGCCAUCCAGCAGGCGGUCAAAGAGAUGGGACUCUUUGACAAGCCGUUGAACACCGGCGAGAGCGAUGGCCGUGAGGGCGAGCAUGACAAUCUCAAGUCCAUGAAGGAGCUGUUGAGGGUUGCGAUAGAGGAGAGCGCUCGAAAAAAAUUGUCAGACCAGCAGCUCAAAGCUCGGAGGUCGCUGGGAGAGAAGUUUUUCAACCUCAAGGAAGAUGAAGCUCCGAUGGGAUUUGCGAACAUUGACGUGAGGGGCAUAGAAGAAGAAGAUGACGAAGAGAAGAAGAAGAUGACGAUGCGGAGGACGAGGAUGGGGAUGAUGAUGGAUAUGGCGAUGAUCGAGAUGAUGAUGAUGAUGAUCAUGCUUAUGAUUUACUUGGCGAAAAAUUUCAAAAAGACAUCUGACAUCUUCAACUCUCAAAUUCCGUUCGAUCCAAGCAACAUCGCUGCUCCUUUCUUGCUGGAUCUUGAAGACGAUGAGGAAGUGGUCCGAAAGAAAGCAGAAGAAUUCCAGAAAGAGAUAUCUUCCGAGGAGGAGGAGGGUAUGCCGGAUGAUGACGAAGAUGGGAAAGUUAAGGAGACAGCGGAGGAGAGGACAGUAAAGGAGCAAGCAAAGGGGAAGGAGGAGAAGGAUGAUGAUGAUGAUGAUGAUGAUGAUGAGGAGGAUGAAGAGGUGGUAAAUCAAAGGAUCCUAGACAAGGUCCUGAGACCGAGGAACCGAGGUCGGCCGAAAGCAUACGAGGUGGACGAUGUCUACAAGAGCAUGAAGGAGGAGGAAGAGGAGAAAAAGAGGAAGCAGGAGGGAGUCAAGCUGAGAGAGGGAGGGAACAGGCCCGAGAUGGAAAAUUCUGAAGAAACAAACGUGGACGCUCGAGAGGCGCUGAACAUCAAACCUGGAGCGUCUGAUGAAGAGAUUCUAAAAGCAUUCGAGAAGAAGAAGGCGAUGUUGGGGCUUGGCGCGGAGGGAGAGUUGGAGGAUGUGGAGAAGGAGCAGCGAGGGAGUGAUGAGGAUCCGGAGCAGAAACUCUUUGACUUGCAAUCUGUCAUCAAGGGAGGGACGGUGCCUCGUUGGAUGGAGAAGAAGGAGGAGGAGGACAACUGGGAGGAUGGGACAGCUCUGAACGAGCUGAUUGCGGAGCAUCUCAUCAAGGUAGGGCAAGACCAGGGCAUCGCUCCCGUGGUGGAGCUGCUGCGAUCGGCAGAGGAGACGGCCCAGCAAGGAGCAGCAGCAGCACUAUGGUCUCUCUCGGUGACCACCGAGAACAAGAUCAAGAUCGUGGAGAGGGGCGGCCUCCCCCUCCUCAUUCGCAUGCUGCGAAGUGCCGACGAAGGGAGCCAGGAGCAGGCUGCUGGGUGUUUGUACUCGCUCUCGGUGCUUGCAGAGAACAAGCUCAGCAUCGUGCAGGAGGGAGGGCUCUCUCCGCUCAUAGGGCUGCUGAACUCCCCCAACCCGGAGGAAGAUCCGCUGUCAGAUCCGGAAACUGGGGGAACUUUGCCGGUCCCUGACGUUGUCGACGGAUGGAUCGAACCGCUCCCUGAAGAUCAUCCCUGGAUGAUUGAGAUCAGGAAAGAAGAGGAAGAGAAGAAAAAGCAAGGCAAUACAGACGAUCUUGGAGUUCUCGAGAGGUUGGAAAAGGACAAAGAUUUCAGAGAACGGGCGAAAUAG
Molecule: messenger RNA, 1977 nt
Organism: Guillardia theta CCMP2712
Lineage: Eukaryota; Cryptophyceae; Pyrenomonadales; Geminigeraceae
Exons: 15
Coding region: 1-1977 (658 amino acids)
Molecular function (GO): protein binding
Source: RefSeq, a predicted model, not a curated record